AAUCGUCGAAAGAGGACUUUUAUAUAAACCCUAAACGCAGCAUCGUGUAUAUAUUGUAAAUAUACACUGUCAGAGCAAGAAAGAAGCAAACGUAUGAACACGGAUCGUAGCCUCAUCGCUUCAGUGCCUUCAAUAUACAACUUACAACCGGCAGACGAAAUAUAAAUCUUGUCUGAUUGCGUAGUUCCUUAACAAAGAAAAGCGGUCAAAGAAGCAAAACAACCCAGGAUCGGAAGACAUUUUGAAUUCACCCACAAAGCAUUGCAUCCGCCAUGAUCUUAGAGCCUAAAACUGUUAGAAUUUUCGGAUUUCUUCAAAUUAUUAUUGCUCUUUGCAUGUAUGUUCUGGCCUUUGUGAAACUGGCUCUCGUUCCUUCCUGGAGUUCGAUUUUUGUUGGAGGAAUAUGGUGCGGAUCAUUUGUAAGUGAGCCUAAAAGACUUGCAUGAGUUUGAAUGAGCGUUGUAUUUUAUUGAAAGUCGUAGAGCAUGGAGAUCAUGACAUGACUUUCAGUACAGCAUGAAGUGAAUCCAUCGACAAUAUUAAAAGAUGAUUGAAAAAAAAACUCAGUUUAGUACUACAUCAAAUUUACUUUAUUUUAGUCCACUAAAUCUGAAUGGGCGAUUUUAAUUGUAUCUUUGAAAGACGUAGAGGAGACUAUGUCAUGAUACUGAAGAGUUUGCAUCACAUAAACCUAUAUACGACAGUACUUUCAUGUGCAGCAAGUGAAUCCAGCGAAAAUUAAACCAGUGCUGAUUGAAAAAAACUCUGACUUUUAUCAUUGGUGGCGAUCUCUGCCGAGCCAUUUCGCAUUUGUUUUCCUUCAAUAAUUUCCCUGUACCAUAGUCUUAGGAAUAAUGGAUACGAUUGGAGCAAUGAUUGGUCUUGCUGUGUGCAGUGCGAUUUUUUCAGGCAUUGUCAUGGUCUUUUAUAUUAUGGCGUUGUCUGAAUUUUCGGAAAGACUUCGAUGCCCGGAAGAUGAUUACCCCACUCACUCUCCCUCCUCCUCGUCGUAUUUUCUGUGUAGCCGUUAUAAUCAGAAUAGAAGAUGGCAUGUUACCUUCUAUCAAGCUGAAGUAGGUGCGGUAUCUUGCUGUUUUCUGAUCAUAGCUGCUGGCUUUGAAUUCUUUCUUGCCCUUAUGACAGCCAUGUAUGGCUGCAAUGCAUGUUACAUUCGGACACGACAUCGGCGAGUCUCUGACGAACGACAGGCAGUUGGUGGUUAUGACAAUUUCACCAUUCCAUAUAGUAGUGUCCCUUCCAGAUAUGGUGCCCAGACAGUUGGUAACCAGCAGUUUAUCUCCACUGGAUUCAGUGACCAGGCAGCUAUUGCCCAACCACAAGGUGCCCCUCCCAGAUAUAGUGCCCAACCACAGGACGUACCCACUGGAUUCAUUGCCCAGACAGCUGAUACCCAAUCACAGGAUGUUCCCACUGCAUUUAGUGCCCAGACAUCUGAAAACCAACCACAGGAUGUCACCACUGCAUUUAGUGCCCAGACAGCUGAUAACCAACCACAGGAUGUCCCCACUGCAUUUAGUGCCCAGCCAGCUGGUACCCUAUGACAGGAUAUCCCCACUGGAUUUAGUGCCCAGACAGCUGGUACCCAAUGACAGGAUAUCCCCACUGGAUUUAGUACCCAGCAAGCUGGUACCCAAUCACAGGAUGACCCCACUUCAUUUAAGGCCCAGACAGCUGGUAACGGUUCGGUUAUCAGGUGCUGCAUACAGAGGAACAGGGACGGGCAUAGAAACAAAAAAGAAUAAAAUAUUAAUUAGAGGAAAUAUAAUAAAAUAAAAUAAUUCUUA
Actinia tenebrosa (Australian red waratah sea anemone) is the source of this 1805-nucleotide messenger RNA. RefSeq lists its product as uncharacterized. Lineage: Eukaryota; Metazoa; Cnidaria; Anthozoa; Actiniaria; Actiniidae. The record is from RefSeq and is a predicted model, not a curated record.